AUGAACCAAAGAUGCGAUGAACUACAACUUUUGAAUUUUAUAGAUAGAUAUAUAUAUAUUGUUGAGUACAUUACGAUAAUGGUAAAAGAAGGAGAGAAAGCACCAACAUUUAAAUGUUUAGAUGAUAAGGGAAAAGAGAGAACAUUACAAGAGUUUAAAGAUAGGAUACUAGUACUAUUCUUUUAUCCAAAGGAUGAGACUGCCAUCUGCACAAAGGAAGCGUGCACGUUCCGUGACCGUUAUGAAGACUUUGUAAAGGAGGGUGCCGAUGUCAUAGGUGUGUCAGAGGACAACCAAGACUCACAUCAACGAUUCUCUUCAAAACAUCGAUUACCCUUUACACUGCUCACCGAUCAAGACGGUCAGCUGGCAAAGAGCUACGGUGUCGAAAAGGAAGCAUUCAUCUUUAAAGGUAGAACUACCUUUAUCAUCGGUCCAGAAGGAAAGAUAGCUUGUAAAUACUCUUCUCAACUCAAUUACAAUGCUCACGUUGAAACUGCUUUAGAAUAUUAG
Messenger RNA from Cavenderia fasciculata, 513 nucleotides. Its product is annotated as AhpC/TSA family protein. Gene Ontology annotation, molecular function: thioredoxin peroxidase activity. The record is from RefSeq and is a predicted model, not a curated record. The coding region runs from base 1 to 513 and encodes 170 amino acids. Gene Ontology annotation, biological process: cell redox homeostasis; cellular response to oxidative stress. Gene Ontology annotation, cellular component: cytoplasm. The transcript is spliced from 3 exons. NCBI's taxonomy places the organism in Eukaryota, Evosea, Eumycetozoa, Acytosteliales, Cavenderiaceae.